AUGAUGUCAAAUCUUGACGAAAUAUUUCUCAAUGAUUUCAAUUUAACUUUUCUCAAUGACACAAUCCCUACGCACUUCGAUAUGGCAAAUCCUAACGAUUGGAUUCUCGCCUAUUCAAUAGUAAAAGCGUCCACUGUACAGAUCGAACGUUUAAGUAAUGUUGAAUUAUUACAUCUAACAAAUCGUCAGUCAAUAGACAAAGCACGUGUGCGCGGACCAAAGUCCAUCCGAUAUACGUGUCCAAUAUGUGGUUUGGUUACAGUGUCAAUCGAGCGUUUGCAACGACAUAUCAAUCAACAUGGUCAAACACUUCAUUUAGAAGAUUUCAAAUCUCAAAAGAAAAUCUCCUCGUUAAGUUGUGAUAAAUGCAAAGCAACAUUUUCAUCAACAUACACAUUACGAAAACAUCAGCGUGUACAUACACGAGAUAAACCAUUUUCAUGCGACUUUUGUGGUUCGAAGUUUUCUCAAUGGGGUAAUUUACGACAUCACAUUCAACGCCAUUUAGGCAUCAGUCCAUAUGCAUGUCCAUAUUGUAAGAAAACAUUCAUUGCCCCGUGUAAACUCGAAGUACAUAUCCGAGGACAUCUUGAUGAACGUCCCUACGUAUGUGAUCAAUGUCAAGCAACAUUUCGAUGCAAUGAUGAUCUACGGAAACAUCUGGUUAUUCAUGCAGACUAUAAGCCAUUUGUUUGUUGGUUAUGUGCCAAAGAAUUCUUUCAUGCUUCGAAACUACGGUUGCACAUGAAAGAUAAGCAUAAUCUGAAUGUCACCAUUAAGAAAAAAGACGUUUUGGAAGGUGGAACUGAAUAUGAACUAACUGUGAAUGACGAACAAAAGAAGGACACAUUGGUUGAUGAAACGAUUGUAAAUUUAACCGACAACGGGCAUCUGUUAAAUGAAUUCAAUAUGAAUGAUAUCGAAUCAUUUAUUUUAGUAGAUAAUGAUGUGAAAAAUUGUAGUCAACAUCCCGAUUCCAAUCAUUUCGACGAUUUAAAAUUAAUUGAUUUUUCGAUUAUAUAG
Molecule: messenger RNA, 1023 nt
Organism: Adineta ricciae
Lineage: Eukaryota; Metazoa; Rotifera; Eurotatoria; Adinetida; Adinetidae
Source: the annotation of a GenBank genome assembly